Molecule: messenger RNA, 720 nt
Organism: Guyanagaster necrorhizus
Lineage: Eukaryota; Fungi; Basidiomycota; Agaricomycetes; Agaricales; Physalacriaceae
Product: winged helix DNA-binding domain-containing protein
Exons: 2
Coding region: 44-559 (171 amino acids)
Biological process (GO): regulation of DNA-templated transcription
Molecular function (GO): sequence-specific DNA binding; DNA-binding transcription factor activity
Source: RefSeq, a predicted model, not a curated record
CUUUUUGCUCCACAAAUGCUGUUCUCAAUGUGAAUGCGAUAGAAUGAUUGCUGACCCUAAAUCCGAGCAGUUUAUUACGUGGACUCAGCUCGGAACGUCGUUCGUCGUGUCAAAUAUAGGAGAGUUUAGCAGGAGCAUAUUGGGCAGCCACUUCAAGCACAAUAACUUCUCGUCGUUCGUGCGACAACUCAACAUGUACGGUUUCCACAAAAUCAACCGUACGCCUCGUGCACAGCGUACCUCUACCGACUCGCAAACUUGGGAAUUCUCUCACCACAAGUUUCUGCGGGGACGUCCCGACUUGCUCGAUGAUAUCAAGCGCAAAGCACUAGAGCCCGAUUUGGGCGCGAAGCAUAGAGUCGAGCUACCGGGAGAGGUGGGCAUCCUUCCAUUGCCGCGUUCUUUUCGCCUUCGUGUCGGGAUUUUCCAUGGCAUUUGUUCUCCUCCUCGGAUUAUCAUCUCAUCAUUCUUUGUCCCCAGGUCGCCGCACAACUUGCAGGCAUGCGUGAUGAUAACCGCCGCUUGUGGGAUGCCCUUGUUCACGAGCGUCGCAAAGUAGAGCGCCUCACCAACAUUGUCACAAGGUUAUGGGAUCUCGUUGGCAAAGGUUUCCCUGGUAGUCGUGAGUACAUUUCUUUCAUUUUGACUUUCUUUCGUUUUUGCUUUCCCUCUUCUAUUCCUUCUUCAAUGUAUUCGCCAGUUCCAUUUUACACGUCUCCG